This is a messenger RNA of Sceloporus undulatus (fence lizard), 7749 nucleotides long. It is a transcript of the gene DIO2, whose product is annotated as iodothyronine deiodinase 2. Gene Ontology annotation, molecular function: thyroxine 5'-deiodinase activity. The transcript is spliced from 2 exons. The record is from RefSeq and is a predicted model, not a curated record. NCBI's taxonomy places the organism in Eukaryota, Metazoa, Chordata, Lepidosauria, Squamata, Phrynosomatidae.
CAUUGACGUCAAGAUCUUUACUAAGAUUAGGGUUUCAUUUCUCUAUUGCAGCAAUUAGCCAGGGAAUGUAUAAAAGGCUUGAGGGAACCAAGCUAGGACUCCAGAGGGAAAGCACUUCGAACCACAGGCAGAUAGCAAGAGAGGGAGAGUGAAAGCAAGAGUGGCAGAGGAGAGACUGAGAGGGGAAUGAAGGAGAGAAGAGCAGAAAGUUUGUGUACCAAGGCUUUCUGCCCCUUCCCCCUCUCACAAAAGGAAAAAAAAGUAUUGUUUCACCUGAUAGCUUUGGUGACAGAGGAAUGAGGGAGCUGCUGAGUGCUCCAGUAGCUCAGAGUUAGAGGAAAGUUUGCAGUUCUGCUUCAGUUUUAGAACUGCAGGCAAUUGGCAGCCUAGCCGCCUCUCUCAAACAGACAUGAAAAGAGCUACUGACUAAGGAAGAACAACAACAGGAGUUUGACUUAGAGUUUCUGAAAAAUUAAAAGCAGUUCAGGGUGGAAAGAUUUUCACGCUGGCAUUCUGAGUUAUGCUUUUUUGAGCAGCUUUGGCUACACUGAGACAACUUUCUGAGAGAGGAGACAGGGGCACAAUGGGUCUUUAAGGAGCACCUUGUGAUCCCCGCAUCUCAUCAUCAUUAUCAUCAUCAUCAUCAUCAUCAUUAUUACUAUUUAUUUUUAUGAGGGUACAGGACAUGACAAAGGAACCCAAGGGAAGCCACUGAAGAACAGCAGCAGUAACAAGCAAAAUGGGUCUGUUAAGUGUGGACCUAUUGAUCACGCUGCAGAUCCUGCCUGUUUUUUUCUCCAACUGCCUCUUCCUUGCACUCUAUGACUCGGUGGUCCUCUUGAAGCACAUGGUGCUUCUCCUGAGUCGCUCCAAGGCUGCACGUGGCGAGUGGCGAAGGAUGCUCACCUCAGAGGGGCUGCGCUGCGUCUGGAACAGCUUCCUCCUAGACGCCUACAAACAGGUGAAGCUGGGUGGAGAAGCUCCUAACUCCAAUGUAGUCCACAUACCCAAUGGGACUGGUGACAGCAGCAAUAGCAGCAGCAGAUGGAGAAACUCCAGUGGAAAGUAUGGCACUGAGUGCCACCUCCUAGACUUUGCCAAAUCGGAGCGCCCACUGGUGGUCAACUUUGGCUCAGCCACCUGACCUCCUUUCACAAACCAGCUGUCAGCCUUUGGCAAGCUGGUGGAAGAGUUCUCUGGUGUGGCUGAUUUUCUGUUAGUCUACAUUGAUGAGGCUCACCCAUCAGAUGGCUGGGCUGCUCCUGGUGUCUCCUCCUCCUUUGAGGUAAAGAAACAUAGGAACCAAGAAGACAGAUGUGCAGCUGCUCACCAGCUGCUGAAGCGGUUUUCCUUGCCACCCCAAUGUCAGAUAGUGGCAGACUGCAUGGACAAUAAUGCCAACGUGGCCUAUGGGGUCUCCUUUGAGCGUGUGUGCAUUGUACAGAGACAAAAAAUUGCCUACCUUGGGGGCAAGGGACCCUUUUUCUACAACCUUGAAGAAGUUCGACUUUGGUUGGAGCAGAACUUUCGGAAGAGAUGAAAUCCAGAUUUAUCACAGGGACGUAGUUUCCUAGUUCCCCUUUGAAGUAAUGCUGAAGGGAAGUAAAUACAUCCUGUUUUGAAGGGUUUUUUUUGAAAGUCAUGAUACAAAAAAGCAGGCCUAAAAGUCAAAUGAACACAACAGAUGCAAAGCAAACAGAUAAGCAACAUGUUUCCUCCAUUCCUACCUGAAUUUCCCCCUUGCUUUUCAAGAAUGGAGUUGGGGAAAGUUUUGCCUUUAAGACGCAAAGACUGGUGUGAUGAGAUAUAUGCUCCAUAAGCAGAUGUUCCUUUUAUUGAGAUGUUUGGUACUUAAAUAAUUGAAAGCAUUUGCUUGCAGAAAAUCAGUUUAAUUGUGAAAACUGUACCAUCACCUGACCUCAAGGGAUAUCCUUUUGUUAUUCUGUAUUUGUCCCACUGAAUUCCAGUUCAGCAAAAUAUUAGAACCCUGUAGCUUGCCAGUAUAAUGGAAUAGAGCUAUUUAAUUUGUGACAGAGUGAUAAUAGAUUCUUAGAGACAAGUUCCAGCAUCUGCUAUGAAAUGGCUAGUAAUGCCAUUUUAUUUGCUGAGACCAGGAGCUAGAGCUAGGCACAGUAUAGCUGCAGCCUUGAAGCUUUUUAAUCGAAAUAAUCUGAUACUAGUUGGUUGGUUUCAGUAUUUUUUACAACAAAUAGUUCUGUGAUUUCUGCCUUACUUUUCAUUGGGUGAAACUGAUACGGUGUUUUUAUGCUGUAAUAGUCUUAAGGAUGUUGCAGCAAAACCCAACAUGGAAAUCAUGUAGGAUGAUUUUGAAUCUUAAUUUGCUACUGAGAAUUGGAUAACAUAAUAAUGUCAUAGCAGAAAGAUCUGUUGUGCCUUAACCAAUGUUGCACAGUGUAGCUCCAAUGGAUUCCCCUUAUAUGUUGAAUGCAAAAAUCUCAUUCAUGGGGAAAGACUGGUUGAUGUGAAGCCACCCAUGGGUCUUUUUGUAUCUUCAGAGCCAAUUCACACAGAAACUUUGACUGUGAGAUACCAAAUAAUAGCCUUAAGAUGACUGAACUUGGUUAUAUGGGGGGCAGUUGAUUUGUGUUUCCCUUUUCUCAUAGCCAGGCUAUUAUCUCAUAGUCACAAUUAUUUUCUGAAAUGCAUGCUUGGGUGAACUUCAUUUGUUGUUAUUAGAUCAACCAACAAAGGCAAAACCUAAUAAUAUCAGCAUGAUCUUCUAUUGCAAACAAGCUCAUGCGAUGAGCAGGUAUUCCUUUACUAUCCAGUUCUGCGCCUGAAUAAGCCUUUGGGGCACACCUGCAUGGCAGUCAUCUGCACACUAGGUUCCACGCCACCACACCCAACUGGGAGAACAGGACGUUAUUUUCCCUUGGUCCUGUACAAAGAGAAAGUUGGGAUAGAAAUUAAUUAAAUAAAUAAAACAAGUUGUUCCUGCAUUGUGGGAAAUCAAUAAGAAAAGGUUUUCAGCCUUUUCUGAGUCCAUCACAUGAUGUUCAGCUUUUGGACAAUUAUAAGCACUAAGAUCCUAGUGGGUGUGGUGUUGGGGACAGCAUGCAGUGAAACAUUGCAUCCAGUCCUAUAAAAAUGAACCAUAUAAACAUGCCUUUAGGUUUACUGGCAUAUGACAUUCUUCCUAAACUGAGGUAAUCUCUGAGCAAGGAGAAAUAUCUGUGUACUGGAGUGCAAUGUAAGAGUAUCCCUCUGUAGAAAAAUCAUUUUAUGUAUUACAAUCUUUAGAAGGAGUGUAGGGAAAGAAAGGCAAGGUGGGGAAAGAAACUAUGUAUAACAAGCAGUCUGUUGUGAAAGAUGCCAUUUUGACAUCGGGAUCAGUCAUGGUUUCAUGCACCCAGACGUAUCACUUGGCAUUUGUGUGUAUUCACAAUUACAUAAGGGCAUGUCUGACACAGGAAGAUGGACUUGGCUACUACUACAAUUUAUUUAUCAAUGUGCUUGCUUUCUUUUUUAAAAAGAAAAAUAACAGCAGUGCAGUUAGGAUUAUGAGUUAAAGUGUAUUUAGGUUUUUUUUUAAAACAAUGGAAAAUAAUUUAUUACAUUUGGAAACAAUAAUGUAGAAAAUGUUUUUUGGUGUGAGGGAAAAGAAGGGGGAUGGAGUUACUCACCACUUUACCUCAUUGGUAUUGAAACUUUUUCCAUUAGUUAAAUGUAGUAGGGUUGAUCUUUCUUCCAAUUAGUUUUUAAUCGUAUUAGUUCAAUGAAGUUAGUUCAGCCUGAAAGAUAUUUCAGCCUCAGGGUUGAUGAACUGCAGCAGGCCUGUGCUUUUGCCUAUCUUCCAUUUUCAAAGGAACAUUUUCAAAAAAUUCAUGUUGCUCUCACAGGCAUGUCCCUCAUCAUCUUCAAUAAGAGGAUGAUAAGGAAUAGAAGCAGUGUUAUGAAUUAGAUGGAAUUUCUCAAGAAAAGAAAAAGAGGAAAAGUGAUUUUGAAAGGGACACUGAGCACAAUUCUUUAGGAAGGUCUUGUGUACAGGCUCCAUUUGAAUGAGCAAGAUCUGCACAACCAUGGGAAAGAGUAGUGUCACCUUAAAGAUGUGACAUAUUGUAUUUGAUAUGUUAUCAUAGACUUCCGCCCAAUUCAUUUUUUUAAAGAAAAAAUGCUGUUAGGAGAACAUCUCCUGGUUCAUGUCCAAUCUCAGUUUCGGUUACAGGAACUUCAGGGUUGUAGGGUCUCUUUCUCCAGAUGGCCAACCAACAAACAAAACCAAUCAACAUUACCUUUGGUGAACACAUGGCAAUAUGUAGAAAUGUUCCCUCCUCCCCUGAAGUUGACGCUGCCUCUUUAUUUGUGCGUUCUGAAUAUCUUUUUGGUUCUAUUUGUGUCAAUUCAGCUAAUGCACAAGGUAUUUUAGAACAUGCUUUUCUAUACUGCAGGUCGGCAAACUUGACAGUGAAGUAUGCCAUUUUCUUCUCUGUCCACCUUCCUUCCUUCCUCCCUUCCUUCCUUCCUUCUCUCCCUCCCUCUCACAGAUAACAUAGCACAUGGACACACAUAUACUGAGAAAGAAUGUCAGAGAAGCUGAAAAUGAAUGAACAGUGAAAAGGUGGCAGUUGGAGGACAAAGAGGUGCCAUGGUCUUUCAGUCCAGAGUAACACAGAGAUGUAAGGCUGAGGAGGAAGAGUGUCAGUGGUAUGGAAUGUGAGAUUCAUUAGCUUGCAGUGAAGAAGAUAUGACUACAAGUAAGCAAAGAUGUUGAGCCAUGGUCAAUACAUAUACUUAAAAUGCUGAUCUUCUCCAGUUGCAGCAUGUGAGAUAUAUUUCUUAGCAUAUAUUUCAAUUAUAAUUAAUCCUCUAAUUGUUAGGUUCCUUAGUGAUCAGCAUUUCUACUCAUUACACUUUUUUUACACAUUAUUUUGCCCUUCUCAGAAGAAGAAACAUCAAGCAUUACUAGUCAAGCAUUACUAACUGUGUUUAUUCAGAUAUAUAUUGAGUAAACAUAGUAGAUACGUAUAACUGUUGGAAGAUUACCGGCUCAUCAACCUGAAGCCACCUUAAGCAUUAAGAAUGAUAUAAAAUAAAUAUACAACAACCUAAUCCAUGAAUCCAGUAUCCUGUUUCAGAUAGUCUAAUAUGUAUUUUACAUGGAGGCGAAUACAGUCUGUGGCAACCUGCUAGGGUUUUAAGAGGUCCCUCUCACCAUUUUUGAAUAAGUCUAAUGGCAUGAUGGAAACAACAUUGAACAUUUUAUGUUCCAUUGUUUCAAAUGGGGCUGAAUUAUAGAUGUGAUGUGCAGUGUAGUCCUAAAUUUAUUCACUUGGGAGUAAUAUCCCUUACCUUACUCCCUUACCUGGGACUAAUAUCAUUUAAUAGACCUAUCCCAGAUGUCACUGUGAUUAGAAUUGCAGCCAAAAUCUGCCACUGAAAUCAGUGGGAUAUCAAUAUGCUUAAAACUGGUCAGAGAACGUUCUUUUUUCUUAAGGAAAAUAAAACAUUCAGUACCAAUUUUAUUUCUUUAUUUAUAUAACUAUACUUGCUCCCUUUCCCCCUCCCAUAUCUUUCCAUGUUUUUGAUCAUUUUUCAUUUCAUUUUCCUUUUUUUUUUUGGAUAAUUGUUUUCUUUUCAUGUUGGGGUUAUCAAACAAGCCAAAUUACAAUUCUGGACUGACACAAAGCUUGGUUGACUCUCCCCUACCUUUGUCCUCAUUCUCUAAACUCUUGAAAACAUUCAAAAAUAUAUAUUUGUAUAUAAAAAAUCCUUUUCUUUCUCAUUUGAAUUCCAUGGGAAAGACAAAGUAUAUUUGUGAUGGUUGGAACAUACCUUAAAUUCACAAGGGGGAAAGUGAGUGACUAAACUGUAAUACACAUUUGCAUAUCUAAAGUCAUAGCAAUUCUGCAUGGCUAUUUUCUCCUUUUUCUUUUUUCAUUAUUCUAUCUUUUUUCUUAUGUGCAAAAUGCUUGUUAUUCAUAGAUGUGAGUUCCCCAUACAGUACAAGGAUUAGGAAAAUGGCUUCUGUCAACAGAAAAUCCACUAGCUUGCUUUCUUUUCCAACAACACAUAUUUGUGACUCAUUCCACAAACUUAAUUAUGCUUAUGAACCAAGAAAAAAUAAUUAUGAUAGGGAUACAUUUGAAAAAUGUCCUAAGAAGCAACAGAUCUCUUCACCAGAUCCCACAAGCAGGAAAUGCUCUCUCUCUCUCUCUCUCUCUCUCUCUCUCUCUCUCUAUAUAUAUAUAUAUAUAUAUAUAUAUAUAUAUAUAAAUAUCCCAUAAGCACCCCACAACGACAUUGGGAGGGAUGUUUUUAGUUUUGUAACUUCCUGAUUUGAAUUAAUUUUCCUUCAAGGUUUUAUCUUUUUAAUAUGUAUCAUUUUUUAUCAUCUGCUAGGAAAAGGUUUUAGAGUUCAUGGACAACCUCUUAAAAUUAAUGAAAGAAAAACUAGAGACAUUAGACAACACAGAGGAAAUACCGGUGUCUACUAGCAGUUCAGCAAGACUCAAAGAAUAAAAUAAACUAAAAUCAGACUGCAAGCCUUGAGGUGUAAGCACAAAAGUGUUUCAGAAUCAACAUGUUCUAAUUUCAUUGCCAAUGCAUUAUGCAGCUCGUUGGCUUCUGUAGGAAGGAGGAUGCUGGUGUAUAGAUGGAUUUGCUACGUUUAAAUUCAUUUUGUUCCUAGGCUAAAAGGAUUUUCCCCUCCCCACAAAGUUUUCUGUGUCACUUACAUUUUGUCCCACUAAUAGGAGGUAGAUUCUUGGAUAAAUAUUACCAAUUAUAGCUGAGAACGAUUAGCUGCAUGGGCAUGCGCUUAAAUGUUCUGGACAGGCUGAGGCAGCAAAAUAAAAAAAAAAUAGAGGAGAAGAUACAAAUUUGAACAUAUUAUGCACUGGGUCAGAUCAAUCUAAAGGCCAGUGAAGUAGUGAAGGGUUUUUUAAAAGUCCCUGGGUUGGAUCCAGACAUAAUUAAACAUAAAUUAGCUUAGUUAACUAGCUUACAUCCCACUGAUUUCAGUGGGUCCACUCUCAGUAUGAACACGUCUGGAUCCAACCCAUUAUAGGUAAUGUAGUACCUAAGCUGGUGUCUGGGAGACUAACCUUCUGCUUUACAUCUUGAGUUACUGUGUAGGCCUGUGAAAAAUGGGUUUCACAGACUAUCAUACAUUAGAACAAUGUAAGAAAGCUUAAGGUGAGAUAACUUAUAUGAAGUUGAGCUGAGUUAAGCCUCUCAUGAACUUAACUGGUGUUCUGUAUGUGACAUUUUGUGUUGCUGGAUGUUGGAUUUAGAUCUUAAAACCUGCAUUCAAUAAUAUAACCAAAGCAAUAAAAGAUAUAUCAGGUAGGGAAUACAGGCCAGUCAUAUUCACCUCUAGACCAUAUUCAACGCAGGACCCAUAUUGACCAAACUUUGGCUGGACCUAAGACUUGGCAUGCAAGGUUGAGAAGUGAGGAUGAGGCAGAGAUGCUGGUGUCUUCAUGAAGACCACUAACAAAAGAGUGUCUCAUUCAGUUGGUGUUCAGAUGCCUUGGCACUAGCAUUUCUCUUUGCCUUUUUCUCUGAACCUUCAGAAAUGGGAACGUCUUUGAAAUCCAUUUAAUAUGAGUCCUGGGUCAAUGUGGUAGGGAUUCAUUUGUUUGUGUGUAUGCAUGUAUCCUUGUUUAGAUGUUACAAAUACACUCUGUAGAAAAAGAGGCAGAAACGUUACAAUAUUGGUGCUGCGUGGACCAUGUACUUUGUAGAACUGUUUUUCCCUUGUAUUUUAAUAAAAGUUGAAGAAAACAA